CGGCAGGGUAUCAAAACCAAAGAUUAUCCUGAAAAACGAUGAGUUGUAGGCUUCCCGUAGUUAUUCCUCUGUUCGUAAAUGAAAUAAUGUAAAUUAUAUUUAAAGGAUCUAAGCAAGUGUUGGGUAAAAUAUAAUACAAAAUACAGCUAUUUUAUUAAUAACACACUUGUUUUGACCGUCGUAACGUUCGUCUAUCUGUUGUUUCUUUUCUCACAUUUCCUAACAGAUGUUUUUGUAAACAAAACCUGGUAACAUCUGACGCUGUCAGCUGAUUGGAAGAAGUUAAACGCAAUCAACAAAGCCACGCGCUGAAGGCGAACUGAGAGUGCAACGACAUUUUAAAGCCGAAUUUUAACGGUUAACAUUAAGUGUGUUGACGGUAUUAAAUGCCAUUUAUAUCGAAAGAUUGGCGUUCUCCAGGAGAAGAAUGGGUAAAAACGGAAGAAGGUUGGGAGAAGAAGAGAAUUUUGGAGUGCUGCCAUCACCCAGAACACGAAGGAAUAGAUGAAAGCAGGUUAGAAGAGAAAAGCAAGUUACCGUCAGAGUCAUGCGAAGAUAAUUUGGCUUUAGAGCAGUUUGUUGAAAAAAGGAGAAAGACUUCAGAUGGUGCUGUGCAGCCACAUUGUCAAAUUACCAUUAAGAGUACAAGAGAGAUCGCGGGCUUCAAUGGCCUGAGCGACGCGCUGAAGCGGCUGGACUUCAGGAGCGCGGUGCACGACAUCCGGCGGUUCAACUACACUGCGAAGCUGCUGGAGAUGCUGAUGACGCAGCGACUGGCCAUGCUGCCGGGCUGUGCGCAGCGCGUGCUGUUCGCGAUGCUGGAGGAGGUGGCGAGCCACGUGUGCACCAGCCAGCAGAACAUCCACACGCUGCGACGCCUGCUGGGGCAGCUGCGAGCCACGCUGGACCACGCCUGCUGGGGCUGGCCCCUGGGCAGCUCCCUGCUGUGGGAGCGCCACCUGCGGUCCAUCGACAAGGUGGCUGCCAUCGCCUCCCACAUACGCAUCAGGGAGCCGAGAGACGACGCCUACCCGAAGCUGGUGGACCUGCCGGAGGAGUGCGUCAGGGAAGUGCUACUGCGCCUCGACGACCACAAGGACCUGGAGAGCUCGGGCCAGGCGUACGGCGUGAUGCAGCGCCUUGUGGACGAGCAGCGCAUCUGGCGCGAGCUGUGUCGCUUCCACUUCACCCCCCUGCAGCUGCAGCAUGUCACUGAGGGCGCUCUGGCCGGCUGCACGGACUGGCAGCGCAUCUACCACAAACUGCGCAGGCUGUUUGGCUUGAAGGAGGAGUACGCAGAGAUGAUUCAGCUGUGCCGGAACUGCCGCUGCCUGUUCUGGAAGUCGAUCGGCCACCCUUGCAUCGCAGACCAGGACCCGGAGUUCCAGGAGAAGCUGGAGGACGUCGACAAGGACUCCCUGCACGUCCCCGUGCCGCCCCAUAUGUUUCUCAAGUUCUUUUCCCUGUGAUGGGCCGGUUAUCCUCCCCCCAUCUCGCGUGGGCGCCACUUGGUUUUGUUUAGUUCCUCGCUUCCCUCGCGCUCGUAGGCUUGCUGUGUAUCCCGACAGGAGAGGAUCUUGCCUUGCGUCUUGCACGUCCCCGAGGGCGACCGCUGGCCACACCAUUACCUUUGGCAGUGGAGGAAAUUACGGGUAACCGCAAGACUAGGAGACUUGAGGUAUUUUUUUUGUCUUGUGUUACAUUUGUAAUGGGUUUGUUGUGAGCAAUGUAGAUACAGUUUUUGUUUAUGAGAUGAGGACUUUUUUUUUUGUGAUUUUUGUUUUAAGAUGUAGUAAAUUUUUUUAAAUGGUUUUUUUCUUCUGAAAUCUGAUUUGUUGUGUGUUGCUGUUGAGUGCAGUUAAAAAAAAUAUAUAUUUUAAUACUAAUUGUAACCUAACAUAAUUGAGGAGUUGAUGUUUUGCUGUUCAGGAAGACAAUAUUGCAGGACUGUUUUGGUCCAAAACAGCAGUCCAUUUAUUUUGUCGACCUUGCAGAUAGAUAUUAAAUCUUAGAAUUUUUAAUAUCCUUUUGAAAUUUAUAUGGUGGAGCGACUUUUGUUUCAGCUACAGUAUUUAAUUUUUUGUGAUAAACCUGGUCAGAAUAUUCAUAAAAUAUUAUUUUUAUUGAAGUGAAGAUAUUGAUCUUUUUAUAUAGUUAAGUGGUUUUUUGUUUAUGUACUGUAGCAAUAUUAUCAUUUUUAUACCUUUAACACCUGUUUAUUUUAUUUUCAUAGUUUACUGAAAAACUUAAUAUAUAUUUUAUAACUAAAAUAACUAUUUUUUUAGAAGUGAAAACUUAUUGGCAACUGAUAUGUUUAUUUUCUCAAACAACAUUGUUUUUAGCUACUAAUAAUGCAAUGUAGGCAGCUUUCAUACUGUAUGGCAUAUGUAGCCUAUGGUUAAAAUAUUUAACAUGUAAAAAAAUAUUCAUUAUAUGUACCUAGAAGCAUCUGCACAUAGUAUAGUACAGGCUAAUUAAAACAAGUUAACAGAGUACAGUAUUUUUUAGCUGUAAAGUUGGUUGUUUGUAUUUUUCGUUACGUUGCUAAUGGUUUGUUAAUUAUUUGUUAUGAAAAUGAUGCCUUGGAAUGGUUGUGCUCUUACGUUUCAUUUGAGAAUUGUAUUCCUAUACACAAUAUGAAUGGUUUACCAACUAUGGAAUGUUUGUUUCCCACUUACAUACUUUAUUGUUGCAAUAAAACUUUUUUUAUUUAGAUAAGUUUAA
Bacillus rossius redtenbacheri is the source of this 2724-nucleotide messenger RNA. Its product is annotated as F-box only protein 32. The transcript has 6 exons. Lineage: Eukaryota; Metazoa; Arthropoda; Insecta; Phasmatodea; Bacillidae. Gene Ontology annotation, molecular function: protein binding. Gene Ontology annotation, cellular component: nucleus; cytoplasm; SCF ubiquitin ligase complex. The record is from RefSeq and is a predicted model, not a curated record. Gene Ontology annotation, biological process: protein ubiquitination. Bases 387 to 1469 code for a protein of 360 amino acids.